ACGGGAGGAAGGGAGGGAGAGCUCGUCUGUAUAUAAGGGCCACGGCGCAGCGGUAGGAAGUGUCAGUAUAGCUUGAGGUGUCGAUCUGUGUGGGUGUGUGUUCCGAGUGAGGCUGUGAGGCAAGGUUGGACCCUCCCUCCCUGAAGCAACCAUCCACUGCUGCUCCUGUUUAUAGUGAAGGUGUGUUCGUCUCGGCUUCCCUACCUGUGUGUUGCACCUGUAGUUACCUGGAUACACGCAGACAGGAGCUCCCACGUAUUGCUCCUGUUUUCCCUGCAGGGUCGUCUGUCUGUUUCUUCUUCAUCCGCCUGUCUCCACGCACACAUUGUCGGAGAUGGCGUCGGAGCCCACUAGCCCCUCCACCCCAACCACACCCUCCUCGCCCGCGGAUGACGCCGAGGCAACCAAGGAGUGGCUUGAGACCAUCUUGGAGGCCUACCACCGCUCCCUGGUACCUGACGAGGAGCCCGAUGUGGAGCUUGGGGAGUGGAGCGUCAAGCCUGCCACGGACGAGCGCGAGGGGUAUCUGUCCGAGCAGCUGUCCUUAGGCGUCACGUACACGGCGUCGGGGCGGCCCUUCCACGCGCACCUCCUGGCUAAGCUCCUGCCCACCGACCCCUUCAACCGAGCCUUCGUCAUCGAGUCCCGCUUCGACCUGCGUGAGAUCAAGUUUUAUGAGGAGAUCAAGCCGGCGGUGGAGGCGGUGGAGCGCAAAUACCUGACGGAGGAGGACUUGGACGCCAGCUGGACCCCCGACCUCUACUACGCCAAGCACAAGGAAGCCACGGAGUCGAUCCUGGUUCUGGAUGACAUGUGCCAGCAUGGAUACAAGGUGCCAGAGCUGACCGAGGGCAUGUCGCCGGCACAGACACGCUCUGCCCUUGUCAUGCUGGCAAACUUCCACGCCGCCACGGUGGCCCUGCAGCUGAAGGAGGGCAAGACACUGACGGAGGAGUUCCCUUACCUGCUCUCGAUGGACCAGGCGGUGGAGUCCUUCAACUGCCUGGUGGAGCGAGGACUGCCGCUGCUCCUCAAGUUCCUGGAGUCCCGCAAAGACCAGGCGGAGGUGAGGGAGGGCCUGACCCGCUACUCCGGCCCACGCGCUGCCCAGGUGCUGAGGGAGGUGCUGGCCCCCUCGGACAAGCUCAACACCCUCGUCCACUGUGACUUCUGGUGCAACAACCUGCUCUUCAAGGAGGACGACAGCAACACACGCUGCUGCAUCAUCGACUGGCAGAUGGUCAUGUUCAGCCGGCCGGCCAUUGACGUCGCCUUCCUCAUCACCACCUCCCUGUGUCCCGACGAGAGGCGGAAGCACGGCCGGGACCUGCUGUCAACCUACUGGGACUCCUUUAUGGCCAGGCUCUCCAAGUUCGGCAUCGAGGACAAGGCAAUCAAGUACACGAAGGAAGACCUCGAGGCGGACUACAAGUCGGCCCAGGCCAUGGCGGCGCUGGUGGUGGUCGGCAGCGUUGACAUUGCUCUCGGCACGCCAGCGAGGGAAGACCGAGCGCUGAACCUCCUCGCUGACCUCAUGAAGGAGGGGGUGUUAUGAGGUGUGUGUGUGAGCGUGCAUGUUUGUGUGUGUGUACAUGUCACAUUCCUGCUUGAGUGGAUGAUGUGUGUUUGCGUCUGUUUUGGGUUGCCAGCGAUGAUUCGAGCAAACUACAUAGGUAUACUCUGCUUAUUAUAAUCAUCAUCACCUCUGUUCCUCUCUGUGUCAGGUGUUGAUGGUCGCUGUGCCUCAUCUUUAGCCCCAGCCAUCUUUCUGUCCAUCAGUCAUCCAGAGAAGUGUUUCAUUUCCUCAGCAGACAAUUUUGAUUCUGUUCAGUAAUGCGCAGGGCACCGGGGUUGGUGUAUAAGAUGCAUAUAAAUAUACAAGACUUCAGCUUCAUGGUUCUGUUGAUGAUUUUCAGCCACUCAGCUUUUUUGUAUAUCUCUUGAUUCAUUUGCUUGUAACUUUUUGCUGUGAAAAGCUUGACUUAUUUAAAUGUCUUCUAUGAAUGCCCAUGAGCAGGACGGGGGAGAGGUGCCACAGCCCUUGUCAUGCUGUGCUGCGGGGACACUGUGUUCAGGCUCUGUGUGGCACUGUGGCACGGUAGAGGAAAUCAAAGCUAUGAUGCUAAAUGGCAGGGAAAAAUAUAUGAGAGAGAGAGAGUGAGAUUGAUUUAUUGAUUGAUUGAAAGGGAGAGUGUGUGGACAAGAACAAGCAGAACUUUGAUCCAAGCCGCCCACCCUGCGGAGGGAGCUUUGAGGCAGAAGUUCUAGACCAGACAGACAGACUAUCAUGCACAGCUUUUGAGAAGAAACACUUGAUCUUUUCUUUGCUUGCUAGAGAAGUGAGGAAAGGAGAGACUUGCUUAUAGACACAACGUUCCUUCUGGCCGUGUUUUGCUUGCCCCUUCCCCAUGUUUUGGAGCAGCACGUGACACUCAUCAUUGAUUUAAGACGUUGGUUUGUCUUUGUUAUGUAAAAGCUGACACACAACCAACAGGUAAGCGUUGCAAUGGCUGGACCACAAGCAACGUGAGCCAAAGAGAUCAUUUCUUGCACUAAUAUGAAUAACUGUAGGCUGAUGAUCACAAGAAAAACCGAAAAUUAAUUUUUCAUGAAGCAUUGUUGGUUACUUGUAAAUUUAAUACUUCCCCAAAUAUCUAUUUUUGUCUUUUGCCAGAGGAGGUGUUGGUCAGUCCUUGCUUGGUGUAACAAGUACUAGUGCACUCAUUUUGCCGUCAUCCCGUGCGUCACGGGGCUUGUAACAAGCGUCAGUACUGUAUUGCUUUCAGUGUUCAAGGUCAGUGCAUGACUUUAUAACUGUUAGAUGAAACUCAUUGAUUGUGAUUAUUUUCAUUGACUGUCAUCAUGAUUUAUGUUGUGUUGUCUCUUUACAUAAUACUUCUUGAUGUCUAAAUUUUAGAGGUCCCCAAACCAAACGGCAGUUAUUAUUUUCACAUAUAUAUAUGAAGUGUGUGUGUGUGUGUGUGUGUGUGUGUGUGUGUGUGUGUGCGUGUGCGUGUGUGUGUUCACCUUGUAAUAAGCUUAUAGGAGCGAGCCCAGGCUUCUUGUCCCAGGUCUGAGGGCCUUCUUUUUUUCACCCUUGUGGUACUCACCUCUUGGUGGUGCCAGACCACCACUUUGGGGGUGAACACAACCCCCGAAUGACACCCGCCCACUCACUGUUGGGUGGACCGGGCCACAAGUGUAAGGAGACUGCCCAUCCGCCUCCACCACGCCUGGGAAUCAAACCUGGAAUUUCUUGGUUGUGAGCCGAGCAUGCUAGCCACUGCAGAACAGAGCACUGGAUGUAUGUAUACGAGGGUGCGAGAGUGGACCGACAAGGCUUUACAUAUUACUGAUGCCUUUUUAUUGUAUAUGUAAUGAACUAAUCAUAACGGUUUUCAUAUAUGUAAGUUUUA
Molecule: messenger RNA, 3416 nt
Organism: Eriocheir sinensis (Chinese mitten crab)
Lineage: Eukaryota; Metazoa; Arthropoda; Malacostraca; Decapoda; Varunidae
Exons: 5
Coding region: 335-1555 (406 amino acids)
Source: RefSeq, a predicted model, not a curated record